Cydia amplana is the source of this 884-nucleotide messenger RNA. It is a transcript of the gene Pgrmc2, whose product is annotated as membrane-associated progesterone receptor component 1-like. The transcript is spliced from 3 exons. NCBI's taxonomy places the organism in Eukaryota, Metazoa, Arthropoda, Insecta, Lepidoptera, Tortricidae. The coding region runs from base 122 to 721 and encodes 199 amino acids. Gene Ontology annotation, cellular component: membrane; endomembrane system; endoplasmic reticulum. The record is from RefSeq and is a predicted model, not a curated record.
UGUCUUGAUGAUUUUCUGAAUUUACUGAUUACCGUUUGGCGGCUGAUUUUAUAAAAUUUACAAAAAUAUAAUAGAAACCCAGUAUUUCAAAAGUUACUUUCAAGCUUUUCACGCUAUAAAAAUGUCAUCAGGACCAGAACCCAAGGCCGUGGAAGCGGAAAAUCAAGAAGCGGGAUCGAGUAUAUUUACCGAUAUAAUUUAUAGCCCCGUUAAUUUGCUAUUGACUGUAAACUGUGUUUUUAUUGUUGUAAUGAUAUAUAAAUUAUUAAGGAGUAGGUUUUCUAAAAAGUCUGUUGAGGCUGCGAUGCCAGAAUUGCCUAAAAUUCGUAAAGAUAUGACGGUGGCCGAGUUGCGGCAGUAUGAUGGGACUCAGCCGGACGGGCGCGUGCUGGUGGCUGUAAACGGGUGGAUAUUCGACGUUACGCGGGGACGCCGCUUCUACGGGCCCGGUGGUCCAUAUGCUACAUUUGGCGGUAAGGACGCCUCCCGAGGGCUGGCAACUUUCUCCGUGACGUCAUCAGACAAAGAGUAUGACGACCUAAGUGAUCUCAACUCUAUGGAGAUGGAUUCAGUUAAAGAGUGGGAGGCUCAGUUCCGAGAGAAAUACGACCUAGUGGGGCGCCUCCUGAAGCCGGGAGAAGAGCCCACGAACUACUCGGACGAGGAGGGGGAAGACACCGACCCCCCCACCGCCAACUCCGUCGACAAAAAGGACAACUAAUUACAACAACUUAUUUAUUUUUACACAUCUAUUCGAAUUAAGGUUCCGGUACACUUGAGCGUUUACUUGUAACAUAAAAAGUUCUCUGUUUUUAUAACACGGAUACUAAAAAUGACACUUCUAUCGGCUAUCACGUUCGUGAUAUUUAUAUCAUAGACGAAAC